Alternaria arborescens is the source of this 1542-nucleotide messenger RNA. RefSeq names its product Sorting nexin-4. The coding region runs from base 1 to 1542 and encodes 513 amino acids. Gene Ontology annotation, molecular function: phosphatidylinositol binding. The transcript is spliced from 2 exons. Gene Ontology annotation, biological process: cytoplasm to vacuole targeting by the Cvt pathway; autophagy. Lineage: Eukaryota; Fungi; Ascomycota; Dothideomycetes; Pleosporales; Pleosporaceae. The record is from RefSeq and is a predicted model, not a curated record. Gene Ontology annotation, cellular component: phagophore assembly site.
AUGGAGGAAUCUCACCCACUUUAUAAGAGCGCGGAGGACUUUGAAGCCAUGCAUGAGGGUGUGAGGCAUCAUGCGUCCGCCCUGGACAAAGGCGCUAAUGCCGGGUCGUCAACCGACGUCACCGACAACACUCCGAGCUUAACACGACCCCAGCCAGCCAGCCCGCAACACCAGUUCGACGACAUACUUGACGACCCCGAAUACGAUCACAUAAGCGAUAUUGUGGAGCUUAGAAAGAACCACCUAGUCUACAACCGCGACCCCGGGGCUAUCCGCAGACACGCAAUGGCGGCCGACUUCAGCGAAGGGCGCCUAGAGACAUUCGUCGGCAGCCCGCAGAAAGAGUUGGCAGGCACUCAGAACCAAUAUGUCUCGUACCAGGUAACCACAAAGUCCGACUUCCAGUCCUUCCAGAAACCCGAAUUCUCCGUACGUCGCCGCUUCACAGACUUCGUCUUCCUCUGGAAACAGCUCUCCAAAGAGUACCCGCAAUGCGCCGUCCCGCCGCUGCCCGACAAGCACAAGAUGGAGUAUGUGCGUGGAGACCGCUUCGGCCCGGACUUUACACAGAGACGAGCCCACUCAUUGCACCGCUUCCUCAAGCGGAUCGCGCUGCACCCGGUGCUACGAAGAGCAGUCCUCGUCAUCAACUUCCUGGAAAGUCCCGAUUGGAAUCAGCAUAUGAAGGGAAGGUCAUCAAGAGCUGCGAGCGGGUCUGAACAAGGCAGCGGCGGCUUCGUAGACGCCAUCGCAGACACCUUUGUCAACACCUUUACCAAGAUACACAAGCCGGACCAGCGCUUUAUCGAGGUCAGCGAGCGAGCUAACAAGCUCAGCGAGGACCUGAACAACGUUGAGAAGGUUACCGUCAAGGUGGCCAGGCGACAGGGUGACCUGGAGACGGAUUACGCUGAUCUGGCCACACAGUGCCAGAAGCUGACGACCAUGGAACCUGCAGUCGAAGGCAAUCUGACAUCCUUUGCUGCGUCUGUCAAUACCACGUCACAGGGGUUCAAGUCCAUCCGAGACCAUACGGACCAAAACUACCUGACUAGUCUACGCGAUAUGGACGCCUACAUCCAGGCUGUCAAGACACUGCUCCGCACGCGAGAGGGUAAACAACUCGAUUUCGAACAACUGAGCGAGUACCUGGCCAAAUCAGCCGCCGACCGAGAUUCCUUGGCCAGCGCGACAGGAGCCGGUAUGGGCGCAUCUGGCUUCCUACGAUCCAAAGUGGAAGACUUUCGGGGCAUCGAUCACGACCAAGCAAGGCGGCAGCGGGUUCGCAAGCUCGAGGUUGAGAUUGAGCGGCUGACGGGCGAGGUCGAGAUGUCUAAGAAGGCUAGUGAGGCGUUUGAUGAGCAUACUGUCAAAGAGGUGUCGGACUUUGAACGCAUCAAAGCGAUCGAGUUUAAAGAUACACUGGGAGAUUUGGCGGAUGCGCAUGUCGAGUUCUUUCAGGGGACUAUUGAGACGUGGGAGAAGUUUUUGGAGGAUAUGCGCAAGGAGGAGGAUCAGAGGAAGGCGGUGCAGGUGUCGUAG